Colletes gigas is the source of this 4239-nucleotide messenger RNA. RefSeq lists its product as uncharacterized. Gene Ontology annotation, biological process: protein peptidyl-prolyl isomerization. The record is from RefSeq and is a predicted model, not a curated record. Lineage: Eukaryota; Metazoa; Arthropoda; Insecta; Hymenoptera; Colletidae. Bases 1689 to 3491 code for a protein of 600 amino acids. Gene Ontology annotation, molecular function: peptidyl-prolyl cis-trans isomerase activity; zinc ion binding. The transcript has 4 exons.
AAACAGUACUUUUGCAUCCUAAAAUUGUCAUCUUAUUUUAAAUACCGUUUAAUUUAUCCAGUGAAAUUUCUUCUUAUUAAUCAUAAAUUUAUUUGAAGAAUUUCGACGAAAAGGUGCCCUUUGACACCUUUUCAUUUAGAUGGAAAUAAUUGUUAAUAGGAAUUAUGUUAUUUUUAAUAUAAUGCCAUAAGUAUAUUUUAAAACGGCGACGGCGCGUGUUCCAGGUGAAGUGUCGGUUGGAUAAUUUCAUUGGUCGGUUGAGAAAUGCGUAAUGUGGUUUAGAAGAAGAAUUGUAAAGGCAGGUCCAUAAUGUUCGUGUUCAGAAUCGUUGGAGAAAUGCGCGCGCAGUGAUGGAAGCCGCAGACGACACCGGCAUCGUUUGCCACGAGUCGAACCGAACUAAAAGUGUAUAAUAAAAGAGGGAGGGGAAAUAGGAAAGGAAAGGAAAGGAAAGGAAAGGAAAGGAAAGAGAAAGAGAGAGGUUCGAGAUCGUGUGGAAGGGGAAGAUACGGGACGAGGAGAGGAGAGCAACAGCGUAAGCGACUAGCGCGCGCUGUGGUGUGUGUCGGUCGGUCGGUCGUCGCCGCCAUGCUAGUGGUUAGUUUAGUGAACCAAACAUCAUGAUGUGGCAAAACGUUCGCACGAGCUAAGACUGAAGUAACGCCGCGUUACCGGCGCGCCGUCGUUAUGUUAUCCAUAAUAACUCACGACGUUUGAUAAGCGUAAACACGUAACGUGAAAAGUACAAAAGGCUUGGUAAAAGCUUCACGGCGACAGCGGCAUUGAAAACGUCGAAGUGCUCGAUUCCUGCGUACGGAACUGCACACAACACUACGCCAAUCCCGAUGUAAAUUAAAAUCGAACCGUACAUCCAAGCAAACGUUACGAAGUAAUUGUCGUCACGAUACACGUUGGGAGUGACGGAGUGCCAACGAUCAGCCUCCAUCGCGCGGCAAGGAGACUAUCACGAAUCGUAUACACGGUACAGAAGCAUUUACGGUUCUACGAUCCAAAUGAAAGAAAGAGUAAAAGAGAAAGAGAGAAAGAAAGAGAGAGAAAGAGAUUGUUUGUGUGGGCAUGUGUGUAGGUGCUGUGUAUUUGUGUAUUUGUGUAUUUGUGUAUGCGCGCGCGGGCGUGAGCGCGAGAUGCGUGGUUGUAUGCGUGAUAAGGAAAAUUAUAUGACAUCGUGUAUAUGUGUAGUGCGCGCGCGUGUGCGAGACGGCCAGAAAACGAGUGUGCGUAUACACGUAGUGUAUAUAGAGUAUAUAUGAGUGUCGUGUACGUAGAGAAACAGCAGAAAGAGGGAGAAUGAAAGAAGAAUAGAGGUCUGAGAAACGAGAGCGAGAGAACGGGGAAAGAAAGAAAAGGCAAGCGUGUGCGUUCGCAAAACAUCGAGAUGGUAGGAGCAAGAACAGCCACGAUAUUCCCGCGGAAUUUGCCUAACAGUGCAUUGCAGUUUACGAGUCGUUUUUGACCAGAACUUUACUUGGUUUUGUCACGAGCAGUGACAGUGUAAUAUCGCGCAAGGACUUGACGAUAACUUAUAAGAAUCUAUAUAUCGUACAACCGAGUAAUUUUAUCGGUCGAACGUAUUGGUGUCUCUGAAACGUUUCGUAAAGAAAUGUGUCUACUUCUCACGACCUCCACUAUCGGCCACCUCUCCCAUCGAUUACUUUCUCCCGGAGAAAAUGAUGCUGGAUCCGAGUGUACUAACGGAUUUAGAGGAACUGGCGCUUUGCAGUUAUUGCAAGCAGAAGUAUAAUGACGCCGAACAAUGCCCGAAAUACCUUAGUUGUAAACAUUACUUCUGCCUGCGUUGCAUAGAAAACAAUUUAUUAAAGGGACGGGAGUUGUUCUGUGCGCACUGUUGGAAAAGGACGGACCUGGGUGAUCAAGGGCCCGAUGCUCUACCGACGCAUUCUUCUCUCCUCGCGCUAGCGAACAAUCUGUCUCACUUAAAAAUUACGACGAACAACACAUCCGGGAAAAGCAACGACAAGGAGAGAAAGAGUGAAAAUUGUCACACGCAUGGAAUGCCUCUAGCGUUAUGGUGCGCGACGUGCUGUACGGCCCUUUGUAGAGCAUGCGCGACUCCACAGGAACACCCGGGUCACCAGAUUAAAUCGCAAACUGAUGCCAAAGAACAACUCAUAUCCGACGUUCAAUUGGAGUUGGUUGCUAUGGGAAAGUUAUCGACCGAGAUUCAAAGACUGGCUAUGCAGCAACGAGAAUUCUUAAUAAAAGUGUUGGAAGCUUGCGUAACGUUGAAAACGCACGUCGAAACCGACCUUCAGAACGGCUGGAGUCAUUUCCCCGAAAUAACCGACGCACGAGAAACGCUUGGAAAAGCAAAAGCUAGUCUGCAAAUGAUCGACAGUCCCGGUGACGUGUACAGUUUACAUUCGCAGCUGAUAAUUGAGAAACAGAGAUUACAAUCGAAAUAUCAAGAGAUGAUGCUGCAGUGUCAGCUCGACGACUUGAUAGGCAACUCGGGGGUAGUCUUUGAUUUUGCAUUGUUGAAACAAGCGUUGGCUGGAAUACACACGGGCGAGCCGAUAGUCUCGCAAGGGACGAGUAACGGCGGCAGAUUACCAAAUCACUUGGCGGCUUCGCAAAAUCCGAUAUUGUUCCUCGCUAAUUAUUGCAUGUCGCAGCUAUAUUCGAGGCAUGUGGUCAGUAAGCAACACAUGCAAAACGGUUCUAUAGAGUAUCAUUCGAGCAUGAUGCAGCCGCAGUCAGCUCCGCCGGGCUCCGUUCACGUACACCAAGGUCCACCGCCACCGUCAACCCCACAGCAACUUCUCAUCCCGCCUGGUUCACCGUCCGUUAAACCUGUUCCGACCGCCCCACCGAACGCGAUGUUACAUCCGCAACAACAAUCAACAUUCAUACCGGAAGGAGUCGGUACCGGUGGUGGCGGUUUGGUGACCGUCCACUCCUCCUCUCAACCACCGUCCAGCGGAAUAGCGGCAUCGCUUCGAGGACCUUCGAAUCCUUAUCCUCUCUAUUAUUUCAACAUCGAGGUGAACGGGUCGCCACACGGGCGCAUCGUAAUAGAAGUGAGGCCGGACGCGGCGCCGAAGAUGGCCAAGAAUUUUAGUGUGCUCGCGACCGGCGAGGUCGGAGUUGGUUACAAAGGUUGUACGAUCUUUCAGUGCUGGGAGGGCGAGUCGGUGAUCACGGGCGACUUUGAGUUGAACAACGGUCGCGGAGGGAGAAGCAUAUUCGAAGAUGGAUACUUUAUGCCGGAUGAUACGAAAUUCCCUGCAGUGAGAGGUGCAGUGGGAAUGCGCCGAACGCAAAAGCGGCACGAUAAUCUUGGCAUGGUGGGCUCACAGUUUCGUAUAAUACUGCAAGAGAUGCGCGGAUUCACGGGAAUCUUCGGACAUGUGGUCGAAGGUUUGGAGCUAGUCGAGAAGAUAUCUACAUUUGGCGAUCAGACUGGCAAGCCUACGAAGAAUAUUCUAAUAACUAAAUGUGGUAAAUUGUAACGACGACGCUAUUGCGGUUAGUAUACCGAACGGUACACCGAGUACCCGUAUACUUAACGUUCUCCUGCUCUAGAUAACUAAAAUUUUACGAGUCGCGACGGUAUCACCCCUAACCUCUGCGUUCGAUGGGUAAAAGGAACGUUCAAGUGGAAGGAAUCAUGUACGCGUAAUAUCCGAAAUGAUAUUACUGCAACUCGAAAGACAUCGUCGCGACGUAAAGCUCCACAAAUUGCGAGACACUCCGGUACGAGUCACACAAUUUAAUUAACUAUUAACAAUAGAAUUCUAAAGAUGUUGAAUCUAUUUUUAAACGUGGACGCAUAAGAGAAGAAAGAAGAAAUAAAGAUCCAUAUUUUGCUAUUGAUUGGGAAUCAAUAAGAUUCUGUAUCUACAAUAACGACGAUGAUCGAUAAAUACGUACCUCAGAUCGAUCGUGAUAUCGAUACGACUUCUAGCUGUACGACGUUUGUUUCAGAAGAAGUUCGACGUUUAUUUUGGCUAUUGGCGCGUAUUGCUACGUAUAGUUGAUAGUGAAUAUCGCACGGGAUUUAUGAAGAGCUGUAUGAAUGGCAUCGCCCUAUGGGGCGCUGAUGUUUUAGGUUGUAGGUAAUACAGAAAAACAAAACAAACAAAACAAAAAAAAACACAAAAAAAAACAAAAAAAAAAACAGAAACGUGUAGAUAAGGAAUAAGUACGAAAAAUGGGGGCAAACUUGUAUGUGUAUACACAUACAUCCAUAUAUUUGUA